AUUGGGAUUCUGUUGAUUGGACCAGAGUCAGAAGCCAAGUGGAGAUAUUAUACGAGACCCCUUAUGGAGUUCAUAGCCCUAUUAAUUGAUUGAAACUCCUAGGACCUCACAAGCAGCUUACAGGAAGUUACCGCUUCGGGUCCUUUGGAAACUCGAGGCCUCAGUCAAUCCCACACCAGAACGGUUCGGACAAUCAUUACUAAACGAUGAUCCCAUAACGAAUUUCACGCUUUGAUCACCCAUCGCCUCCUACAUACAUAAAAACAUGGUAAUAGAAGAAGCCAUUAACAUGAUCGCUUCUCAUAAUGAAGUUAAAUCACCUUGCAACUUAUGUUUUACUGCACCUAAACGCGUUCAUUACUUUAGAUUGCUUGGCCUUGAAGUGUACAUCUGCCCCAUCUCCAGGUUAUAAAAACGUGUUACCGGUAGGAAAUUAAAGCAAUGUUGCGCCUAAUUGUGAGACGAGCCCUCGCAAGAUCAAGAUACAACGAUAAUCAUGAUCGCAUGUACGCAUGACACCACCGUGUUUAGCUGAAACAGUGAUCGAAAAAGGCGCCACACACUAGUCGUUGACCAAGUCGGACAAGCCGGACUGGGUGCACUGGCAGCAAAAAUUUGGGUCAUCAAAAUAUACUCAACACUUGUCGAACCGACCUGGUUGCGGAUGGUGACGGCGGGGGUCGUUGUUCUGGGUGUCCUGCCAGGCAUUUUAUGGUCUCGAGUGCCCGGAGUCAACAAGCUGAGCAUCGUUAUUGAUAAAACCGACAAACCUAUCUUAAUGGGUCAGAUUAAGGGGUAGGUCACAUAUGUUCUUGGUUAUAAAAUGUCGCUAGCCAAGAACUGGGAAUGCUAGUCGGUAGGUAGGCGUUGGUACGGUGUCUCUAUUUCAAGCAGGGAACGAUGUUCAGUGUUAACGCGAUCCAACAGGCAUUGCUAGCAGUGAUCCUGGGUUGGUGUGCGGUGGGAGUUUAUGGGCUGGAAAAUGGGCUAGCACGAAGACCACCGAUGGGAUGGAUGAGUUGGGAAAGGUAUCGGUGCAUAACGGAUUGCAAAAAGUAUCCGGAUGAGUGUAUCAGCGAGCAACUGUUUAAGCGCAUGGCUGAUCUGAUGGUAUCGGAAGGCUAUCGGGAUGCUGGCUACGAGUACGUCAAUAUCGACGACUGCUGGAUGGCGGACGAGCGAGAUGCGGAUGGUGUGCUGCAACCGAACAAAGAGCGAUUCCCCAACGGAAUCAAACAUCUAGCCGACUAUAUCCACGAAAGGGGACUCAAGUUUGGCAUCUAUCAAGACAUUGGCACGAAAACCUGUGCCGGAUAUCCCGGCAUGGUGGGCUACUUCGAGCUAGACGCACAAACGUUCGCGGAUUGGAACGUUGACUUCAUCAAGAUUGAUGGUUGUUACGCCGAUGUGGAGCUGAUGGUGGAUGAUUACAUCAAGUUUGGCGAAUUUAUGAACAAAACGGGCCGCCCCAUACUGUACUCCUGUUCGUGGCCAGCCUACCAGGAGUACAACGGUAUCAUCCCCGAUUACGAGCAGCUGAAGGAAACGUGCAACAUGUGGCGCAACUGGGGAGACAUCGAGGAUUCGCAUCAGUCGGUGGUCGAGAUUACGAAAUACUUUUCCGACCAUCAGAACCGAAUCGUGCCUCAUUCUGGACCGGGCCAUUGGAAUGAUCCCGAUACGCUUGUUCUGGGAAACUAUGGCUUAAGUUACGAUCAGAGCAAAUCUCAGCUUGCGGUAUGGGCCAUCCUCGCUGCUCCGUUCCUUAUAUCGAACGAUCUGGCAAAGGUUACGCCGGACGUGAAGGAGCUGCUGCUUAACAAAGCCAUCAUAAAGGUUGAUCAGGAUCCUCUCGGUAUACAGGGGAGACUGGUGAAAACCAUCAACAAGAUCGAGAUCUGGAAGCGUCCCAUCAUGCCCAGGGUGGGCCAUGAGCUGACGCAAGCAGUUGCAUUCGUAUCGCGCCGUGCUGACGGUGCACCGUACACCGUGGCCGUGAAGCUGCGGGAAGACAUCGGGCUAAGCAACAGCACCAACAUCAAGGGCUACAAAGUUUACGAUCUUUUCGAGCCAAAGGCCAGUCCGUUCCUGCUGCGUGCCGGCACCACCUUUGAGACGAGGGUCAACCCAUCUGGCGCAAACUUCUACCGGUUCGUACCACAGUACGGGACGGAUUUUAUCAACUUCUAGGGGGAAUGGAUAUAGUUUCGGUAGCGUUAGGGACUGAAGACUGAAUGAAUGUACCAGACCACACAGGCGCGGGAGUGGUGAGGGAGUUCGCUGGAGGUAUAUGCACUUGAAAAUAUAAACAGAAGAUACACAGCACAA
Molecule: messenger RNA, 2328 nt
Organism: Anopheles stephensi (Asian malaria mosquito)
Lineage: Eukaryota; Metazoa; Arthropoda; Insecta; Diptera; Culicidae
Product: alpha-N-acetylgalactosaminidase
Exons: 9
Coding region: 901-2190 (429 amino acids)
Biological process (GO): glycoside catabolic process; glycosylceramide catabolic process; oligosaccharide metabolic process
Cellular component (GO): cytoplasm
Molecular function (GO): alpha-galactosidase activity
Source: RefSeq, a predicted model, not a curated record